UGCGGACCCGAAACACGCAUGGAAGCCGGGAGACCACUGCGUGUGAAAUUGGUUGGCACGCGGAAGGUCAACAGGGGCGAAAAGCCAUGGCGGGAAGCAGAUGAAGUGCCUCCUGUGUGGACUUGUGUUCCCAGGCAACCGCGCACGAGGGCUUGAACACUUCACGAAGAAGAGGCCGGCGUUGCGGUGCCCGAAUGCCACCAUAGCUAUCUACAGGAGGYUGCGUGCUGCGAAUGUGGARUUGCCACUUGACGUCGAGGAGAUGUUGCAGCGGGAGGAUGAGGCUGCAGCACAGACCGUUCCAAAUCUCCCUCUUCCUGCCAUUUGUGCCGCUGAUGACGUGGGUGGCGGACCUGGUGUGGAACAGCGGGAAGAGGGACCGACAAUGACAGGUGCAACUAUGACAGAGGUCACAAGGAGAUCAGCACCAGCGAGGAGACAAAGGCAGAUGCCUAUAGAUCGAUAUGUCCGCAACCCGCGCCAGCGGGAGAUUGAUUUAGCUGCCAUGGACCUCUUCGCACAAAAUGCCAUACCAUUCAAUGUGGCAAAGAGCAGCAGUUGGAAAAAAUUCUGUGAACUGUGCUUCGGGCCACAAUCCGCAGCUCGCUGUCCAUUAAAGCAUGUCCCGUAUAACGCACUACGGGAAGAACUCCUGGACUCCAGGAAACAGACGUACUUGGAGCGAGAGGCUAAACUACGGGUUGACUGGGAGAAGACGGGAUGUACGCUCAUCACAGAUGGCACCACUGACAUAUGCGGUCGCUCUCUGCUGAACUACAUCCUCGCAAGGAGAGACAGACCAGUCUUCAUCAAAUGUGAUCAUGUCAAGAGAAAAGACAAGAACUCUGCUGCAAUGCUUGAGUCGUGGAAGACGUUCCUGAGGGAGAACAGGCAGGCCACAGCUAUUUGCACUGACUCCUUCGCUUCAAACAAGGCAGCUGCAGAGGCCUUGGGUAAGGAUCCGAAGUUUGCAUAUAUCUACUGGAUCCCGUGCACUGCACACUGCAUGGAUUUGUUCCUUCAUGAUUUGGGGGGGAUGACAUGGGCAAAGAAGAUCCUUGACGAAGCAAAUGAAGUCGUCAAGUUCUUCAGGAUUCACAGCGCCCCACGGGAGAUGCUUUUUGGGCAUGGCAAGACUGUCCUAAAGAGGCCACAGACAACGAGAUUUGGGACAAACUUCAUCAUGCUGGAACGGUUGAAGGAGAAAGAGGCGCGAGUGAAAGAUACAGUCAACAACAUGGAGUGGGAAGAGAUGCAGUGGCCGUACGCCAUUCGGGAUAAGGCGUUGCUUGUUGAGAGAUUGGUGCAGUCUACGUAUUUUUGGAAUGAUGUUCGAAUGAUGUUCAUUUUGAUGGAGGGGGCGUUCUCGAUAUUGCGGAUGGUUGAUCGUGAUGUGCACUGCAUCUCCCGUGUUUAUGACGCAGCAGUGGCGUUGAAGAAUUGUGUGCUUGCAGCUCCGUUGACAGAGGGACAACGUGUUGAAGUGUUGAAGGUCGUGUCGAACAGGACGGAUCAGCUCCUCGGCCCUGUGCACACAGUUGCGAGAUUGCUUGACCCCAAUUUGCGUGACAGAGGAGUAUUCAGCGAUCCGACAUUGAUGACCCAAUUUCGAGGUGUUGUGGAGCAUCUCGUAGGCGCUCGGGGGACACCGCAGUACCAGGAGUGCAUUGACUCCUUGUAUGCGUUCCAAAGGGAGCAAGGAAUCUUUGGAGAUCCAGAGGUGCAGCGUCGUGGAAGGUUGGACAGUGCAUUGGAUUGGUGGGAGGAUCAUGGGAGAGGACACCCAGCUUUGCAGCGGUUGGCACUGCGAAUACUCAGCAUGUGGACAGCCUCCUCCCCUGCAGAGAGGAAUUGGAGCACAUGGGCUCUUGUGCAUACCAAGGAUCGCAACAAGCUGGAGCACGAGAGAGUGGAGAAAUUGGUGUACCUCCACUGGAACCUUCGAUACGAAGGAAGGGUGCAGGGCAAAGCGACGAAUAAUAGUGGUUGGUUGGGCAAUCUUAAUGCUGAGACGGACGCAGAUGAUGAGGAGGAUGAAACUGCAGCGGCGGAUGAAUGCACUCGUGGAACUACGUCAGCAAUUGGAUCAACAUCUGUGGCACGACCCACAUGCGGGGGCGGUGGAACAGCUAUGGCACAGAGAAAGUGUGCGAUUGGAGGAACAAUGACAAGAUUUCCCGCAACAGCAACGGCAACAGCAACAAGCAGAAGUGGCAGCACCAACAACAGCACCAGCACCAGCAACAACAAGAGCAGCAGCGUCAGCAACAGCGACAACAGUAGCACUAACAGCAACAGCGACAAUGGCAAGAAGCGCAACUGCACCGGCAGUAGCAACAACAGCGACAACAGCAACAGCAACAGCAGUAGCAGCAACAAGCGCAACUGCACCAGCAGCAACAACAACAUCGAUAGUAGCAACAGCAACAUCAUCAGGAGCGCCACCAGCAAGAACAAUAGCAGCAGCAACAAUGGCAACAAGUGCAACAGCAUCAGCAGCAGCAAUAACAACGGGAGCAGCACCAGUGGCAUCAAUAGCAGCAACAUCAUCAACAGCAGCAGCAGCAGCAGCAGUAGCAACAUCCGCAACAGCGGCAGCACCACCAUCAACAACAGAGGCAGCAGCAGCAACAACAGCAAGAACAGCAGCGGAAGUAGCAAGAACAACAACAAGAGUAGAAGUAGCAACAACACCAACAGUGAUGCAGCACCAGCAACAACAUCAAAGGCAACGCGAGCGGCAGCAACAACAACAACAGCGAGAUCAACAGCAGCACCUGUUGGAGGAGCAGCAACACUUGCAGCACGGGGUGCAUGAGCAGGAGCAGCAACCAUACGAGCCGCAAACCCUGCCACUUCAGGUGGGUGGCAUCUCUGGGUUUUAUGGUUCAAGCCCCCCGAG
This is a messenger RNA of Chara braunii, 2902 nucleotides long. The record is from the annotation of a GenBank genome assembly. Lineage: Eukaryota; Viridiplantae; Streptophyta; Charophyceae; Charales; Characeae.